Paramormyrops kingsleyae is the source of this 2664-nucleotide messenger RNA. It is a transcript of the gene mboat7, whose product is annotated as membrane bound O-acyltransferase domain containing 7. The record is from RefSeq and is a predicted model, not a curated record. Gene Ontology annotation, biological process: lipid modification; phosphatidylinositol biosynthetic process. Gene Ontology annotation, molecular function: lysophospholipid acyltransferase activity. Gene Ontology annotation, cellular component: membrane; mitochondria-associated endoplasmic reticulum membrane contact site. NCBI's taxonomy places the organism in Eukaryota, Metazoa, Chordata, Actinopteri, Osteoglossiformes, Mormyridae.
AGGAGCGGCGUGUGUCUCGCAGGGGCGGAGCGACCCGGGCAGCGCAAGUUAGAAAACACUGCCCUGUUAAGAAGCAGGAAACCAAUUCGUUUGGGCGGGUGGUGACAGGCGCAGGGUCCGGGGCUGUGUGCAGGCGUUUUUGUAACAGGCAUGUCUCCAGAUGAACUCGUCUAUCUCGCAAUUCUUGCUGCUUCCAUACCUGUUGGAUUCCUCUUCCGUUACUUGAGUCCAUCGGCCAAGCAAUGGUCAGCUCUGCUCCUAGGGCUGUCCGUUACCAUAGCGACCUGCCAGAUUCACACUCUGCACUCUCUCGUCACUGUGCUGGGAACAUGGAUGAUCAUAAAGUAUGACUGGAGAGCUGCACCGUCUCUUUCUUUGGGAUGGACCUUUCUCUAUCUCCUGUUUUUCCGUCUGUCGUACUUGUUCGGUUUGCCAUCUCCAACGCCAUUCGCCAACGCAAUUCAGCUUCUUCUUACUCUGAAGAUGGUCAGUUUAGCCAAUGAAGUUCAACAAUAUCACCUGGCAAAGAAGGAGGAUGUGACAUCAUUCUCCAAGUCUCCCCUGAUUUGUGGACUGACACAGGAGCCUUCUCUCUAUGACACAGUGUCUUAUAGCUAUUGCUAUAUUGGCCUAUUCACAGGUCCCUUCUUCCGGUACCAGACGUAUGUCGACUGGCUCCAGCAGCCCUGCCCCAGGGAGCUCCCGGGUCGUGUCCCGUGCCUCCAGCGCCUGAGAUUCGUGCCUCUUUAUGCAGUGUUCUUCCUGAUUGUCAAUCACUACUUUCCCCUGGCUUACGUAAGGACAGAGGAGUACCUUGACCAUCAUUUCCUCUUUAGGUUGUUCUACAUGACGGCAGUGUUCUUCGUCUUCCGGAUGAGGUUUUACGCCGCUUGGUGUGGUGCAGAGGCCGGCUGUAUCAGCUCGGGGCUGGGCUGUUACCCAGAGGGGGCACAGUCCAAACCAGGAGGCGGGCCCAGUGUUCAGUACAGCUCCGAUCCUGCCUCAGCCACCUAUGACUUCAGAACCAUCCAGAACAUCGACUGCUACAACACCGACUUCUGCGUCAAAGUCAGGCACGGCAUGAAAUACUGGAACAUGACUGUGCAGUGGUGGCUGCAUCAGUACAUCUAUGCCAAGGCACCCUUCAAAGCUUACACGCUCAAGGCUGCCUGGACCAUGUUCAUCAGCGCUUACUGGCACGGGAUCCACGCUGGCUACUACCUGUCAUUCCUCACCAUUCCUCUCUGCAUGGGGGCGGAGUCUGCUCUCGAGAGUACCGUGCGAGCCAAACUGGGUCCACAGGGUCAGAACAUCUUCGACUGGAUUCACUGGUUCCUCAAGAUGAGAGCUUAUGAUUAUAUGUGCAUGGGCUUUGUUCUGCUGAGCUUCAGUGAUACGAUCAACUACUGGAGCUCAAUCUUCUUCUGCAUCCAUGUCAUAGCUGUGAUGUGUAUGGGGUUAGGGAUGCUAUUGAAGGGAGGGAAACAGGAGAGGAAACUGGAGCGAGAGUGCAGAAAUGACGAGGAUGGGAAACGGGAAACAAGGACCGAGGGAUAAGUGGAGACAUGUUUGCCAAAGACGCCAGCACACAGUUAAGGAAGGAAAACAAUUGUUAUGCGUUUUGUAAGGUUUGUACUGCACCUGCUGUGGAAAAGGCAUUAGAGACAAAAAUUAUAAACAUUUUGUACAAUAACACAAGAGUUUUAAAAAAAUACAUUGAUAUGACGGUACUUGGCUCAACAUUUAGUCCUUGGUGUUUUUCGGUGCCAAUUAACACCAUGAGUAUUGCUUAGCUAAAAUGUGCGGUUUAAAGGGAUGGCAUUCAUUAUGUAGUAAACAAACUGUAAAGUUUCACGAGACCCUGUUUAGCUGCAGCAUGUCUGUUUAAAUUCUAUCCGAAACUGCUUAUUUUGUUAAAGCCAUAGUGAAGAAAUGGAAACUAAUUAAAUGGUGAUCCUGUACAAUGGCACAGUCGUUUCACGGCAUUUUUAGAGUUUACAAAGGUAUUUAUUUCAUUGUUCCGAGGUGUGUGUUUAAGUGACUGCAGGGUCCUAACCCUCACGGCGAGUGUUGGAUCGUUUGUCGGGGGCUGAAAUGUGAUUUUAUGCACCUUGUGGUCUUUAGUAUUAUUAACAUUGUUACACAUUGGAACAAAAAUGUAUUGCUGAUAUUUGUACUCGCAAUGGAAUACUUUUCAAAUUGUAUGUAAUUUAAUAGCAGAUUAAUAUGGCAAUCUCCCAGGUAAAAUGGUUCCGUGUGUAAAAUGAAGCUGGAGUAGCUGCAGACCUAAUAUUACAAUGAGUUUUUAUGGUAAAGGGGGUGUUUUGUAUAUGUACAAUGGUUCAGGCAGUCUCAAUGAUAUUUUUAAUAUGCUCACUUUGGGUCCCUAAUUUUUUGAAUAAUUGUAAUCUGGGGAUUCGGAUUCUUCUGUUUAAGAAAUAGUUUUAGUUUCACGAAAGGCAGCUUUGAGAUCUUGUCCACUUUGUGUCAUGAAGCUCUGAGUCUUGUCUCUUACUGCCAGUAUAUAAGAGCUGCCUCCUGAACAGGUUGCCAUCGAGGCGACAGACCAACACGUCUUUCAGCGCGUUUUCAUAACCUUCAUUUCAGACAAGUAGUUCCCUUCACUUAGGGGCUGAAUAAAAAUAAUAACAAAUGAAUGAAAAU